Messenger RNA from Naegleria gruberi, 6913 nucleotides. RefSeq names its product von Willebrand factor type A domain-containing protein. NCBI's taxonomy places the organism in Eukaryota, Heterolobosea, Eutetramitea, Acrasida, Naegleriidae. The record is from RefSeq and is a predicted model, not a curated record. Gene Ontology annotation, cellular component: membrane. Gene Ontology annotation, molecular function: calcium ion binding. Bases 1 to 6891 code for a protein of 2296 amino acids. The transcript is spliced from 6 exons.
AUGCCUGAAAUUCUUGGUAGCACCACUGCUUCAAAGCAAGUGCUUGGUUUAAACAUUUCUCUAUUGAAAGGUGGUACUAUCAGUCAAACAAUUGUUGGUGCCAUUAUCACUUCUCUAGUGAUUGCCUCCACCGUCGCAACCAUCGUUCUCGUAACCACUGGUAUUGGUUACUCUCCACCAGUUGCAGAACUUGACGUUGCAUCCACAUUCAAACGUGUUCCAGUUACAAUCGACGUUCUUCACAAUGAUCGUGAUCCACGUGGUGGUAAUUUGACACUCACUCAAAUUGUUUCUCCCCCUUCAUUUGGUACAGCUCGUAUUUUGUCUCAAUCAAAGAUUGUUUAUCAAUCGAGAGGUGCCUUUAUGGGUAAUGAUUCGUUUAGUUAUGAAGUUACUAAUGGUUAUGCUACUGCUAAUGCGACUGUCAGAGUGUCAGUUGUCAAUAGACCACCACAAGCUGUGCCAAUUUAUAAAAAGAUUUCAAAGAAUGCGAACAAGGCAUUGAUUGAUAUCUUUAAUUAUAUUGGUGAUUCAGAUGAAAAGAUUUUUGACAUUGACAAUGAUGAAUUAUUGGCAGUUUCAUUUGGUGAUCAACAAAUUAUUAGUGGAAAUAGUCAUAUUGUUGGUUCAAUUCAAGUUGAUCCAUAUAAUGGUUAUUUGUAUACUCCUGUUCCUAAUUUUAACGGUAUUGAAAUGUUUAAUUAUACCAUAACUGAUGGAAAUGACACUGAUUCUUCCACAGUGACAGUUGAAGUUGACAAUGAUGCUCCAACUGCUGUUGAUGAUUAUUUCAGAACUCCAAAGUAUUCUGGUAUCAAACUCAAUGUUUUAGCCAAUGAUUAUGAUAUUAACAAUGAUGAAGUUAACAUUACAAAUGCCAUUGGUGCUGGUUACGGAGCUACUCAAGUGUCAGAAAAGUCAAUUUAUUAUUAUACAUCAUCUGUAUUGAAUACCAAGUAUACUGAUACUUUCGAGUAUAGUAUUACUGAUGGUCAAAAAGAGGCAUCAGCUAUUGUUUUCAUUGAAGUUUACAAUAGUGAGCCAAUUGUUUAUUCUAAAGUUGUUCAAGUUGCCAAGUCAAGUUCUAACAACACUAUUACUGUAGAUUAUAACGACCCAGAUCGUAAGGAUUUAGUCACCGUUUCAAGAAUUACACCUGUCUUGUCAUCACUCAAUCCACCUGCCAAAUUAAUGUUAGCUAAAACUUAUGAACAAGUCAGAUUUGAAUGUUGUGAUUGGAUCAAGGUUGAAACUAACAAUUACACCAUUGUUUUUGCUCCAACUCCUGGAAUUGUUUACACUCAAACACUUGACAUUGUCAUGUCAGAUGGUGAAAGUGAAGGAAAUGGUAGAAUUACCAUUCAAGUUGUUAAUACUCCACCUGUUGCUGUUGAUGAUCAUGCUGAAUGUAACAAGAAUCAACAAAUUUAUGUUAACGUUGCUGCUAAUGACUAUGAUGUCAAUGAAGGUGAUACUGCUCUUAUUCAAUUGUCAAAUGUCAAUUGGAAUUCCAAUACUGAACAAGGUGGUUCCAUCACUCGUAUCAACUCUACUCAUGUACUUUAUAUUCCAAAGAAGAAUUUCUUAGGAACUGACAUUGCUCAAUAUGUCAUUACUGAUCAAAGCAAAGACCAAAAUGGAAAUCCAGAUUCCACAAGUUAUUCAACUGGUAAAUUAAUUGUUCAAGUUGUUAAUAAUCCACCUACUCCUGCUGAUGAUGAAUUCACUAUUUCUAAGGGUAUUUCAUCUGUUUUGAAUGUUUUAGAUAAUGAUUCUGAUCCAAAUGAUGGAUAUGGAUCUGUUUCUGUAAUUAAUUCUGUUAGUACAAGUUCUAUUAAGAAUAUUUUGGCUAGUAUUGUUAAGGGUUCUAAGGAUAUUCUUGAAUAUCUUGCUGUCAAUGAAGAAUAUGUUGAUUUCUUGACAUAUGACGUUACUGAUGCUGAUGGUAUGACAUCUACUUAUAAGGCAAAUGUCAAACUUAAUGUUGUCAAUGAUGCUCCUGUUGCUGAAAAUGAUGUCUAUGAAACCAAGUGGAAUAGAUCUGUCUCUUGUUCUGUCAAGGAUAAUGACAAGGAUAUUAAUGGUGACUUGUCAAAGUCAACAAUUUCAAUUUCUAAAAAUCCAACUCAUGGUUCUGUUCAAGUUAUUGGUGAUUUGGUUACUUACACUCCUUACAAUGGAUUUGUUGGUUCUGAUUCCUUCCAAUAUACUCUUAAUGAUGGUAGCUCUGCAAAUGCCGUGUCAAAUGCUGCAACUGUCACUGUCAAUGUCAUUAACAAUGCACCUGUCACUCAACAAGAUACUGCCACCACUCACUGGAGAAACACAGAUGGUGUCUUUAUCAAUCCAUUAUUAAAUGACAGUGAUCCAGACAAUGAUGAAAUUGUUCUUUCCAGAACUAGCUCAACAGAUGGCACUUCCUCAUUGGUUUCUACCACCUUCCUCAAAUUUAUUCCAAAUCAAUCAACUCCUUCCACUGGUGAUAAACAAGUUUCUUAUACAGUUUCAGAUUGGAAUAAGGAAAGUGAUGGAAAGAUUAUUGUAACCAUUACAAAUACUAAACCAAUUGCAAGUGAUGAUCAAUAUACACUUCACUGGGCUGCUUCUGCAACUAAUUUGAAUGUUUUGGAGAAUGAUGCUGAUCCAGAUAGUGAUCCAAUUAGUUUGGGAAAUGUCAAGGGUUCAACAGCAGCUGUCAAGAAUGGAAAUUCUGUCAGUUAUACUCCAAAGAAGGAUGGUAAGCAAGAUACUUUCCAAUAUUCUGCAUUUGAUAGAGUUGAUUACUCUACUGAUGCAACUGUCACUGUCAGUUUCACAAAUAAUGACAAGCCAGUUGCUUCUGACGUUUCCACUACUCUUCACUGGAGAGUUUUUGCUUCUCAAUCCAAUCAACAAGAUUUCACAGUUUAUUCCAAACAAACUGAUUUCGAUGGUGAUAGUUUAACCCUAUCUGUCACUGAAACUGCCAACUGUGCCAAGACAACUGACAGCAUUGCCAAAGUCAGAGUUAAAGGUCCAAGCAACCAAGUUGGUACCUAUUCCUGCUCAUUCUCUGUUUCUGAUGGCUUAGACACUUCUGGCAUUAAAACAGCAAGUGUCAAUGUCUAUAAUAAUGCUCCAACAUGUUCUGACAUUGUCGUUGCUUUUAAUCCACAAUUUGUUGAAAGUGGUCAAACUUAUUUAUUGGGAUCUUCUGUUUCUGAUGCUGAUUCUAAUGAUUUCCCAUUCCUUGCCCCAGUUGAUCCAGCAGGUACCAUUCAAACAGGUGACAUUUUCAGAGUGGACUUGUCAGAUGCCAAGAAACUUUAUUUUAAACCUAAUACAAAUACUGGUGACAGAAAUUAUCGUUAUAAGGUCAGUGAUGGAAUUUCCAAAUCUGCUGAAUGUAACUUUAAGAUUAUUGUAAACUCUUUGGAUUCUGGUGAUUACAAUCAAGCGUAUGAUGUUCAUUGGAAUUCAACAAAUUUCCAAGUUCCAAUUUUGGCGCCAUUUGUUGGUAAGAGUAUUACUAUAAAGAGUAAAAAGACAAAUCCAUCACAAGGACAAGCAACUGUUGAUGCUGAUAAUCAAAAGGUUUAUUUCACUCCUGCAAGAAAGUUGUACGUUGAUAGUUUUGUAGUGGUUGUGACAGAUGGCACUUUUGAUAAUGAUGUGACAGUUACAUUGUCAACAUAUAAUACUAAUCCAACUGCUUCUGUUCCAACACAAACUAUGAAUUGGGGAACUUCCAAGACCAUCAAUCUUUUACAAAAUUAUGCUGACAAGGAUAUGACAGAUGGUUUCGAAUCGAUUGGUAAAAUUAGUUCAGUUUCUUCUGCUGUUAAGGGAACUGUUUCACUUUCUGGUAAUAACGCCAUUUACACUGCUCCAGAUCUUUACAUUGGAAGUGAUUCAUUUACUGCAACUGCCACUGAUGGACUUGCCACUGUCACUUUUACUGUCAAUAUUAAUUUAAUUAAUUCUGCUCCUAUUGUUACUAAUAAGGAUAUUUCAAUCCAUUGGUCUAAACAUGCCGCUGGAUAUGCUAUUGAUUUGUCAACUGGUUCUUCAGAUCCUGAAAAUAAUCCAUUGACAUUUGCUGUCAGCUCUGCAAGUAUUUCACCAUCAAGUGCUGGAACAGUGACAUUUAGUUCACCAUCCAGUGGUGUUGUAAAGGCUGGCUCUUCUGUCUAUCUUGGUAAAUUCACAUUCUCCUUCUCUGCAAGUGACAGAUUAAUUUCAACUCCUGGUUCUGUAGCUGUCACUGUAAUUAAUGACAUGGCCACACCAAUUGCUGAUUCUGCUAAUGUCCAUUGGAGACAAACUGGUGUAGAAUUGAAUCCUAUCACUAAAUAUGAACCUACUUUGAAAGAUACAGAUGGUGAUAGUUUGACAAUUAGUGCUGUCAAAGCUCAGAAAGGAAGUGUCACAAUUCACACAUCAAAGACUGCCAUUGUUUACAAUGCUCCUUCAAAUGCCAUUGGACAAGAUGUUGUUACUUAUAGAUUCACUGAUGGUGCUCAAUCCCUUGAAGAUUCCAGAACUGUCGUAAAUGUCAAUUUAUAUAACAAUGCCCCUUCAGCUGUUGCUCAAUCAGCUUCAACUAAAUGGCAUUUACCUGUCCAAGUUCCAUUGACAAGUGCUUGUACAGAUACAGAUAGUUGGGAUUCUAACUUUGUUACAUUCAAUGGUGCUGUUUCCAAUAUUAUUGGUGGUUCAGUUUCAGUUUCUAAUAGAAUCGUCACCUUUACUCCAUCCUUAACUCUUGCUCAAUACACCAAAUCAGGAGAUGUUUACACUGGUACUGCCUCUUUCAAUUUCCAAUGUACUGAUGGUUUGGCAACAGCUGUCAACCCAGGUGUCGCAACCAUCACUGUCACUAAUAAUGCUCCAACUGGAACAGGCAAAUCUGUCACAAUUCAAAGAGAUUAUACAAGAACUUCAUAUGAUUUUGCAUGGACAGACAUGGCUACUUACUCAGAUAUUGAUGGAAAUUCUGUUUCCUUAAUUAAAUUCUCAUCAUCUGAUUCAGCAAUUUCAAUUUCUACAAUUGGAAAUACUAUUAGAUUGACAACUCCAAGAGAUGUCAGAGGUGUCAAGAUAAUUUCAUUCAAAUUAUUUGAUGGACUUCAUGAAAGUACUAACGAAUUGAAAUUUACUGUUGAAUUCCUUAAUACUGCUCCAGUUUGUAAAGCUGCAUCAGUGUCACUUGCCAAGAGACAAUCAUAUGACCUGUCACAAUUAUUCUCAGCAACUGAUGUCAAUAAUGAUGUAUUGAGACAUACUUUGAGUGGUGCUGUUCCAGCUGAAUUUGGUUCAACUUCUGGAACUGUUUUCACAAGUGCUGCCAGUAGAAGUGGUGUGACAAGUGUCAGUUAUACCACAACUGAUGGACAAGAUACAAGCUCACCUUGUGUAAUUACCAUUACUAUUACCAAUAAUGCACCAAUCGCUCAAGACGCUGGUUACAGUUUCAAACCAGAUCCUGCAAACUUGAUUCACACUUUCACAUACACUGCUACUGAUCCUGAUGGUGACAGUUUGACAUAUUCUUCAUCCAGUAAUAAUUGUGUUUCUGGUGCUUUGGCUACUACUCUUUCUAUUUCAUCAUCUGGUGUUAUCACUUUCAAUAGAAAAUCAUCAGCUGUUGCUGGAGUUUGUACCAUGUCAGUAACCGUAGUUGACAAUAACAAUCCAAGUGCUUCUGACACUGCAACUGUUACAUUUACCAUCACUGCUACUCCACCAACUGCCAGAGAUGAUAGAUUCCAAAUUAAUCAAGGUCAAACUAUCAGAAUUUUCACAAGUCAAAUUUUGGCAAAUGACAAUGACGAAUAUGGUUCAGCAACUUCCUUGACAUUUGUUUCUUUCGAAUGUCCAGCUGGUUACUGCCACAGUACUCCUAGAUUAGUCACUUACAAUGGUCAACAAGCUAUUGAACUCGACUCUGAUCAAAAGACCUGUCAAGCUGACAAAUUCAAAUACACAAUGCGUACUAAUUUGGGAGCUGAACGUCAAGCAGAUGUUUUCAUUGAAUUCAAGAAUUGUUACUGUGCUGCCAAGAUUGACUUUGUCUUUUUAUACGAUUCAUCUGGUUCCAUUGGUGGAACAAACUUUAACAAAAUGAGAGAUUUAGGUAAACGAAUUAUUGGAAGAAUGCAACUUGCUGAAGAUGCCAUUAAGGUUUCAAUUGUAAGAUUCCAUUCAUCAGGUGUUAGAGCAUUGUCUUUAACUUCUAAUGGUGCUACUGUUAAUAAUACUUUUACCUCCAUGACUUAUGAUGCUGGAAAUACUGCAACUAUUGCUGGUAUGAGAAUGGCUGUUGAUGCUUUGAGACCUGCUAAUGGUGGUAGAGCUGAUGCUGAUAAGGUUAUUUAUGUGCUCACUGAUGGUCUCGGUAACGUACCAUGUAGUUGUUCUCAAUGUGAAACUGAAUGGUCAUCCACUCCAAGUGUCUAUCCAAAAACAGUUCAACAAGACAUUCUCAAUACUCUCUCAGGAACUUCAAGAACCAAUGCUCUCCGUAAUAUGUGUGCUUACCAAUUCUCUGAUUCAUCUGUAUUGAAUGGAAAAACAUGUUCCUAUUGUAGUGGUGGUAAUGCUGCCUAUUGUUUACCAUGUGCUGAUGCUGUUCCAAUUGCCAAGAAGAUUAAUAGUUGGAAACGUGAUGCUAAUGGAAUUGUUCCAAAUGAUCCUGAUAAUCCAUAUAAUGGUAAUAAUAGAGUUCAAUGGAAGGUUGUUGCUAUGGCUGUUGGUAAUGCCAUGACUGAUGUUUGGGGAGCUAGACAAAUUCAAGGUAUGAAUUAUGAUGCUAGUAGAGCAAUUACAGUCUCUUGGACUGAUUUGUCAUCUACAAUGAGUGAAAUUGUCGAUCAAUCUUGUAAUCAAGUCAAUGUUGAAACUGCUCAAUAAAUUCAAUAACUAGUUUCUAAUU